This is a messenger RNA of Lymnaea stagnalis (great pond snail), 30623 nucleotides long. The record is from the annotation of a GenBank genome assembly. NCBI's taxonomy places the organism in Eukaryota, Metazoa, Mollusca, Gastropoda, Lymnaeidae.
GUGCCAUUCAACUUCCACCUGUGGGUGUGUGUGUGUCUUCGAUACUGUCGUAGCAGAUAGUGCCAUCCUGUAUUUCGAGAUACAAACAAUGUAUUCUUGUUCUGGAAUGUGUGUUUCUACUGUCUUUAAAUCCAGUGUUAUCCCCAAGGAUAUGUCGGAACGGACCGCUGUUAUGGAAUAAGUUGUGUUAAGUGUGUGGGCUGUCACGCUGUGGUACUGACAGUGAUUCCCAUUCAUGGGAUUAUCUAAGUUAAACAGGAUUAUUUUUGCGUACACUGGAUUAUUUCAUAUACACAGGAUUUUCCCUAAAUAUUUACCUGGACUUAGCUGAAUCACAUGGAGGAUAAUUGUCGACCUGACCGAGGUGCAUUUGAUGUUUUCAAAGGUAUUACGAUAACCAAAACAUGUCCUAAUAUCUUUACGUAUAAUAUGCCAUGUUUAUUUAUUUUGAAUUCGUGUCGUGCCAGUGGUGUAGGAUACAAAAUGCGUGGGUGGGGGGGGGUGAGGGGGUUACUUUUUACUUAAUAUGGAGGGGCUGCCUUUUCGUCCGCCUCCAUAGUGGACGAGGGGCGGCAUAAUGAUCACUCCGCCCUCAGCGGCAUUGACCGUAGCUACGCCACUGACUCGUGCCAAAGACACUCUCAAAUGAUCAGGAUAUAUUAUAUAGCAUUCUCUGUUCUUCAACUCUCCAUCCCAAGCAGCAGCUUGGUGGGGCUUUAGGAAACAAGCAGUAAACAGCACUAACAGCAACUUGUUGGGGCUUUAGGAAACAAGCAGUAAACAGCACUAACAGCAACUUGUUGGGGCUUUAGGAAACAAGCAGUAAACAGCACUAACAGCAACUUGUUGGGGCUUUAGGAAACAAGCAGUAAACAGCACUAACAGCAACUUGUUGGGGCUUUAGGAAACAAGCAGUAAACAGCACUAACAGCAACUUGUUGGGGCUUUAGGAAACAAGCAGUAAACAGCACUAACAGCAGCUUGGUGGGGGCUUUCCGAAACAUAAUGUAUGUUAAGUGUUGAAGCAACAUGAGAACACAAUUACAACUGAAUAACAUCAAGCGUGCAACGCUGUCUGAAUAUAUCGACUCAAAGAAGGUCAGAGCCGAUUGUUAAAUGUGUCACAGGUAUGAGGGAGUAUGUUUGCGAUGUUUACUUGAACUGCAAGGAGGUCAUGCGUGACCGAUGAGUGACGAGUGUGGGAGAACGUCCGGUUCAGUUUAUCAUUAACCAUCUGCCGUAUGACUGCCUGGACCAACUGCCGUAUGACUGCCUGGACCAACUGCCCUAUGACUGCCUGGACCAACUGCCCUAUGACUGCAUGGACCAACUGCCCUAUGACUGCCUGGACCAACUGCCGUAUGACUGCCUGGACCAACUGCCCCAUGACUGCCUGGACCAACUGCCCUAUGACUGCCUGGACCAACUGCCCUAUGACUGCCUGGACCAACUGCCGUAUGACUGCCUGGACCAACUGCCCUAUGACUGCCUGGACCACCUGCCCUAUGACUGCCUGGACCAACUGCCCUAUGACACCUGGAUCAACUGCCCUAUGACUGCCUGGACCAACUGCCCUAUGACUGCAUGAAGACAUCUCUGUAGACGUAAUUUGAUUCAGAUGACGUUACGCAUUUCCUCAAAUCGUGUCGUGCGCGUGAUAUUAUCAAAGGGCCUGCAUUUUUGCUCGACCGUGGACAGUACAAACAUCUGACCACCCGCAGCGUCCACGGGGGAAUCUCGCAUAAUGUGACGUCCUACUUGUGUCAGCCAUGUCUGUGUCGGUCGUGUUCAAAGCUGCUCAUCACCUUAGGACCCGUUGAUCUCUUUCUGUGUGGAAUUAAUCUUUAGGUCACUAUUAACUAUGAAAACGCAGAGAAUGAAAAUCUUGCAAGGUGCAAACCACCUGUAGUCUUAGUGUAAACUUUAACACUGCAAACCACCUGAAGACUUUGUAUAAACCUUAACACUGUUCAAAUUAUUGAUGUUGCUCCUUACUUUAUAUUUGUCAUUCUUGAACAAUCUUAUUUCUCCGCGAGUCAUGUUCCUAAGCCUGACAUGUUUUUGUUAUUUUUGACCGCCGAUCACCUUUCCGUCCCCUAAUUCACUCAGGUCUACAUUCGUUCAUAUGCGCCUUACUUCACUCACCUUCAGGGAAUGCCUGCCUAAACCAUGCCUUCCUAAUCAAUGCCUGCCUAAUCCAUGCCUUCCUAUCCCAUACUUUCCCAUGCAUGCCUAAACAAUGCCUGCCUAACCAAUGCAUGCCCAACCAAUGCCUGCCUAAACAAUGCCUGCCUAACCAAUGCAUGCCCAACCAAUGCCUGCCUAAUCCAUGCCUGUCUAAGCCUUGCCUGCCUAAACCAUGCCUGUCUAAACCAAGCCUGCCUAAUCCAUGCCUGUCUAAACCAUACCUGCCUAGUCCAUGUCUGUCUAAACCAUGCCUGCCUAGUCCAUGCCUGCCUAAUCCAUGCCUGUCUAAACCAUGCCUGCCUAAUCCACGCCUGCCUAAUCCAUGCCUGUCUAAACCAUGCCUGCCUAAUCCAUGCCUGCCUAAUCCAUGCCUGUCUAAACCAUGCCUGCCUAAUCCAUGCCUGUCUAAACCAUGCCUGCCUAAUCCAUGCCUGUCUAAACCAUGCCUGCCUAAUCCAUGCCUGUCUAAACCAUGCCUGUCUAAACCAUGCCUGCCUAAUCCAUGUCUGUCUAAACCAUGCCUGCCUAAUCCAUGCCUGUCUAAACCAUGCCUGCCUAAUCCAUGCCUGCCUAAUCCAUGCCUGUCUAAACCAUGCCUGCCUAAUCCAUGCCUGUCUAAACCAUGCCUGCCUGGCAAAAAAUUGCGACGUCACGAAUUUUUCAAUUAUUUUAAUUUUUUUUUUUAUAUCUUAAAAUGUUCUAACUUUGAAAAAUCUUUAUGCAAUUAAUUUUAAAAACAUUAAUUUGAGUUCGAAAUUGCGUCAGGUAUUACAGGUACCGUGAAAAUCAGUCACCCACACCUACUGUGCAAAUAGAAAACUGACGCCAAAACUGUUGUGGCCAUUUUACAUUCGGCUCGUGGAGGACUUGGUUGCUUUGCGUUUUACGUCACAGUUUUCUAAUAAUACCACAUCUUAAUCCAUUAUGGGGAAAAUGUUAAAGAAUAAAAUAAAAUCUUAGUUAAGUUUUGGAAAUUGUAUGCAUGUUUUGAAUCUUUUAGGUGUGACGUGACACUAAGGGGUAGGGGGUGACGAAUUUGUGACACUUUGUGACAGUGGAAGAGGGGAGUCUGAAAAUGUCAAUUUUUAUGCUUGACGUUAUUUGCGAACUAACCAUUAUCCGUUGAAGUCUUUAAUCAUUGGUCAGCUGAUAAUGCAAAGUAUACGGUUUACAUCUUAAUUAAGGGUUUAAUUUUUUUCUUUUACUUCUUUUAAACUUUAUUUUCACCUUUUUUUAAACUAAUAUUUUUAUCAGACUUCAAAUGUUUAUUUGCCCCCCCCCCUUUUUUGAAGUUGCAGGUGUUGUUUAAAUUGUUAUGUACUGCGGCGCCUCCAGUAAUAAACAACUUAACAAGCCGACCAAGUUUUUGGUUUUGCCCCCCCCUCUCCCCCCCCACCCUGAAAAAAAAACUGAAAUGACGCCCCUGAGUAGCAGUAGGAAGCCUAGAUGAAUUUCGAAGGGGGAGCCCCGGCAGGCAUUUUAUGGUUUGAACAGGAUAUAUGAGCAUGUGUUGUGAGGCGCACUUUCAAAAGUUCUCCCCGGAUGACAUUUAGUUACCGUUAGCCACCGGUGUACAGUCUCCGUGGGCGGCAUUUAGUUACGGUUAGUCACCGGUGUACAGUCUCCCUGGCUGGCAUUUAGUUACGGUUAGUCACUGGUGUACAGUCUCCCUGGGCGGCAUUUAGUUACGCUUAGCCACCGGUGUACAGUCUCCCUGGGCGGCAUUUAGUUACGGUUAGCCACUGGUGUACAGUCUCCCUGGCUGGCAUUUAGUUACGGUUAGCCACCGGUGUACAGUCUCCCUGGGCGGCAUUUAGUUACGGUUAGCCACCGGUGUAUAGUCUCACCAGGUGGCAUUUAGUUACAGUUAGCCACGGUUAUACAGUGUACGAAUUCUUCGUUUACCAUCCUAGAGGUAUGCCUUACGGCUUUAAAUCAGUCUGACCCCAACAGAACUUCUCGGUUGAAAUUACGCACAGAGGCUAAUGAUAAAAAAAUUUCAAAGCCCCAGAUGACAGUGCGGCUGUGCUAUAAAUUUGUGGAUUGAGCCCUAAGUCGAUUUGACAUUCGACACCGUUAUCUUCGCGUCAACUUGAUCGCUCGUUCGCCGCGGUCUUACUGCUACUCUCUAGCUCAUUUUGGGUAAUGAACAGAACGUUUCUCUACCUUUUUUUUCACGCCCGUUUACACAAAUGGGUGAUAAAUCUCACUUUUGUCGACAAAACAUCUGGUGCCCAGGAGAUGAAAGGGCUUGAACUUAAAAAUAGACCACCUCAAGUCAGUUUAAGAAAUGUUUGAGACUUCUUUAUGAGUGUUGUUUUUACAUGUGACCAGAAGAUCAACCCAUGUCUCGUUAAUCUCCCUCUAUUACCCCAACCUGAUAACAUAGCUGUAAAUAUUUUACCCCAAUCCACUGACAUAGCUGUAAAUAUGUUACCCCAAUCCGUUGACAUAGCUGUAAAUAUGUUACCGCAAUCCACUGACAUGGCUGUAAAUAUUUUACCCCAACCUGUUGAUAUAGCUGUAAAUAUGUUACCCCAAUCCGUUGACAUAGCUGUAAAUAUGUUACCCCCAACCUGUUGACAUAGUUGUAAAUAUGUUACCCAAGACUUUAACAUAGGUUUAAAUCUUUUAGUCCAACCCUUUAAGAAUGGUUACGUAAUAAUUUAGAAGAGUAACCUACCAUAUUUUUGUGAUAAAUCUCUUUUUUUAGAAUCCAGUACUUGAAUUACUGUAACUAGGUCAGGGCUGGCCCUAACAAUUGCGGGGCCCUAUGCGAACGGGUUGCAACGGGUUGCGCGGGGCCCAGUCUGGGUAGGGAUAAGGAAACUAAGUGAAAAUUAAGAUUUUGUAUUAGAAAAUAAAGUGUGGGGCCCACUGCGGCCGCAUAGGUUGCAGUGGCCCAUUAGGCCGGCCCCGAAUUGGGUAACUUAUUGCUUUUACUACCCUUAAGGUUUCUAUGCUUUUGAUUAUUUUAGUCGACUUUAACGUAAGGAUUUUAAAUUUAUUAACUUGCAUUUCAAAAUCCAAUUGAUGGUGGAAAGUUUGCAUCACCCACCAAUGAUACAAGAUUGAGAAUCAAAGUUGCACAAUCAGUGUUGUCUUAUAUAGCCAGUCACAAACAUUGCUUCCUUGGAGUACACAGUGCUGUCUUUUAUAGCUAGUUACAAACAAAGCUUCCUUUGAGUACACAGACAGCGUUGUCUUAUAAUAUAUAGCCAUUCACAAAUAUGGCUUCCUUUGAGUACACAGUGUUGUCUUAUAUAGCCAGUCACAAACAUGGAUUUCUUUGAGUACACAGACAGUGUUGUCUUAUAUAGCCAGUCAAAAACACGGCUUCAUUUGAGUGCACAUACAGUUUUUUCUUAUAUAGGCAGUCACAAACAUGGCUUUCUUUUAGUACACAGUGUUUUCUUAUAUAGCCAUUCACAAACAUGGCUUCCUUUGUGUACACGGACAGUGUUUUCUGUCUCAGCCUUUACCGUGAUUGAAAGUCACAUGACCCGGAGUUUGAAUAGUACUCCUCUGCUUGAAAUAAAUUCUUCUCCAACGUUUCUUUUUUUUUCUUUUAAAAUCCUGUAAUCACAACCUGUCUUCACACAACCUUAUUACCAUACGCCCAUUAACGUCCCUGGUGCUUAUUAAGUCAUUUGUGGGGAGCUUUCUCUCCCCUCUCCGUCUCCAACUCCUCCCAGCAGACGUGAACUUCUCAUGGUUUCGGUAUUUGAAUUGAACUUGUUCGACCGGGGAAUGCCCAUCGCCCAAAACACGAAAUAAUAAAGUCCAAAUAAUCAAUACAAAGUGCGCCUUGAUUUGUCCGCGAACUAUUUCAGAGCAGGCUGCUGAAAGUUGUCUCCACUUGUAUAAUAAUUAAGUGGUGUAUGUGGAGCUGGUUGUUUUAUUAAAUGGUGGCCGGUUGGGGGGGGGGGUUAAAAUCAAAUGGCGGGUGGAUGUUUGUGUUUAUUAGGUGGGGAAUGGUGGUUUGUGAAAGUUGUUUGCUUGUGGAACUUGUAUAAUAAUUAAGUGGUGUAUGUGGAGCUGGUUGUUUUAUUAAAUGGUGGCCGGUUGGGGGGGGGGGGUUAAAAUCAAAUGGCGGGUGGAUGUUUGUUUUUAUUAAGUGGUGAAUGGUUGUUUGUGCAAGUUGUUUGCUUGUGGAAGUUAUUUGGUUUUUUUUUAGUUUUCUUUAGUUUCUUUGUAUUAUUAUUAUUGCUUUUUUUUUUUUUUUAAGAUUGAAAAGGUUGAAACGAAAUAAAAAAUCUAGAUCUAUUUAACUAUAACUAAACGAAAUAAAAAAUCUAUUUAACUAUAACUAAACAAAAUAAAAAUAUAUUUAACUAUAACUAAACAAAAUAAAAAAUCUAUUUAACUAUAACUAAACAAAAUAAAAAAUCUAUUUAACUAUAACUAAACAAAAUAAAAAAUCUAUUUAACUAUAACUAAACAAAAUAAAAAAUCUAUUUAACUAUAACUAAACAAAAUAAAAAUCUAUUUAACUAUAACUAAACAAAAUAAAAAAUCUAUUUAACUAUAACUAAACAAAAUAAAAAUCUAUUUAACUAUAACUAAACAAAAUUAAAAUCUAUUUAACUAUAAUUUAUCUAUAAAUCUAGACAUCGUUAAUUUUUCAAAAUAUGCAAUGGGAAAUACAGCGACACAACCUCGUCCUGUGUUUUUUUUUUGUUUUUUUUUUAAUUAACGAUAAUGUUUUAUUUGGUUGUUUUUUUGAUUUUAUUAUUUUAUCAGAUUAUGUCAUGAAAGGCGUGGGUCCGGAAACUGACUUUUGAAAUCCCACUGGUUGUCACAUGAGAUUGACAACCUGUCACCACAAUGCUAUCACAUGACUAGUCAUGCACGCCCUAACCAAAACAGCCCCCUCCUUCCCCUNAUUCGUCCUUAAUUCAUUAACAUUUAUUAUUAUUUAGCAGCUUAAAAAAAUAUUUUAAAAAUGUGCAUUAAUUUCAAAACUAAGCCCCCCCCCAGAGGUUUCAGUGAAACGACCACUUUAUAAUCCCAGUGGGCCAAAUUAUUAUAUGGUUAUGUUGAAGGGAGACUCUUCUUCUUCUUUAUUUUGAGGGCCCACGAUCAAUGAAUUGAUCAUUCUGGCUCCUAUGUUUCAGACUCUUGCUAUAUUAUAUAUGUAAUUACCCCCAUACACCAUGGCGAGGAUCGAAGCCCUCAAGACCGUUCUGGGAAUUAAUUUUUUUUUUUUGUAAACGACAAACCUGAAGUUUACUAUAAAAUAUUGAAUUUAGUAGAGAAAUGAAAACAAUUUUUUUUUUAAAGUUGUGUACACAAAACUAGAUUGUGUUACAAGCGAGAGUUUUUUUGUUUUUUUUUUUAAUAUUAACGGAAUAAAUGUUAAAUGAAAGGCCUACCUGAUCAAACGUAAAAACAAUUUUUAUUGAAGAUAUUUGUCAUAAUUUAACAAGUGGUUAAUAAAGUAUGAUAUGCCUUCGUAAAAACCCUUAUAUAACAUUACCUUACUUCUCCUAAUAAAGGUAUUUAACAUGACAUUACUUGUCGUUAUAAGCGUAUGUAACAUUACCUUACUUGCCGUUAAAAGCGUAUGUAACAUUACCUUACUUAUCGUUUAAAACGUAUCUAACAUUACCUUACCGCUCGUAAUGAAAGUAUGUAACAUUACCUUACUCCUCGUUAAAAGCGUCUGUAAUAUCACAUCAUGAAAAUAAAUAAUUCUAUGGUGUGAAACGUUCGAGAUCAUCUACAGAACAACACAGUUCGGAAGCACUGGACUGAAACAAAACCAUGAGCUUGUUCUUUGCUCACAGUACGAGAGGACCGGACUAAAACAACACAAUGGGUUUGUUCUUUGCUCACAGUUAAGGAGCACUGUACUGAAAAACACCAUGGGUUUGUUCUUUGCUCACAGUUCGAGAGCACCGGGCAGAAACAAUACAAUGGGUUUUUUCUUUGCUCACACUUUCGGGAGCACUGUACUAAAACAACACCAUGGGUUUGUUCUUUGCUCACAGUUCGGGAGCACUGCACUGAAACAACACCAUGGGUUUGUUCUUUGCUCACAGUUUGGAGAGCACUGUACUGAAACAACACCAUGGGCUUGUCCUUUGCUCACAUUUCAGGAGCACUGGAUUGAAACAGCACACUGGGCUUGUUCUUUGCUCACAGUUCGAGAGCACUGGACUGAAACAACAAAAUGGUUUGUUACAAUGGGCCUGUUCUUUGCUCACAGCACGGGAGCACUGGACUGAAACAACAAAUGCAAUGACUUUGCCGUUAGCUCACGGUACGCGAACACCUUGAUUAUAUCCACACCAUGAUCGUGCCUUUGGGUCACAGUAUGAGAACACCUGACUGAACCAACACAAUGAAUUUGUCGUGGGCUCAGAUCUUGUCCUGUCCCUUGCGUCUUCCUGAGUGCACUUCACAUGUGUCAAGUUCUAUGGGGAUCUAUACCCCUUGACAAUCCUGUAGAUAAUAUACGUUUGCUAUUGUAUGUAAUUAAUAUCUUGUUACUUUGUGAUAUCAAAGCUAGAAAUGUGUAAGUCGCACAGUAAAGAAUAUCUGGUUUUCGAGCAAUAAAAGUAGAAUAUAGUGUACCCCGCACAACUUUUUUAAAAAAAAGGUCGUUGUGCAACGCAUGGGAACCGUCAGUGUUGACGUCGCUUAUGCAACGACACGAAGGUGAGGUCAUGUGUAUAAAUAGCUGGCUCGUGAAUGAUUUGGGGGAUGGGUUAUUGAUUCAGGACACAUUGUUUUCACCUUAUUUUUUUUAUUUUAUUUUUUUUUUGAAAGCAAAUAAAUACUUUCAAAGAAGUUACGUUUUUUUCAGUAUACUGCUCUAUGUCAUUUUCCUGUACGGACUCAGAAAGCUGACUUCAGUAUACUGCUCUAUGUCAUUUUCCUGUACGGACUCAGAAAGCUGACUUCAGUAUACUGCUCUAUGUCAUUUUCCUGUACGGACUCAGAAAGCUGACUUCAGUGUACUGCUCUAUGUCAUUUUCCUGUACGGACUCAUAAGAAAGCUGCCAUCGUAAUCACUUUGCUAUCAUUUAAUGAUAAAAUAACACAUUUAUUUUUCAGAACAAUAAUACAGAUUAAAUCUUACACUAUAUUUGGUUAUUUGCGUGCAUUUUCCGCCGCCUGUGUGUGCAUGUGUCUCUUUGUGCAUUUGUUCGUGCAUGCUUGAGUGUGUUAGACGAUGUUAUAUUAGAAAACAUCAGUUGGAUUAAAGAUAGCAUCUGUUAUAUCCCAGCCCCGCGUGUAGACUUUGAUGACCUCAAUUUCGAUUCAACGCGAAGUUGCAUCGUAGAGCUAUCUCUAUUGUUUUUAUAACUGCCAACACCAAUCAGAUUGUCCUUGCAGUUGGGGGUAUCUGGUUGGGGGUGUCUUGUUGGGGGUAUCUGGUUGGGGAUGCCUGGUUUGGGGUGUCUGGUCGGGGGUGGUUGGUUGGGGUAUCUGGUUUGGGGUGUCUGGUUGGGGUAUCUGGUUGAGGGUGUCUGGUUGGGGGUAUCUGGUCGAGGGUGUCUGGUCGGUGGUGUCUGGUUAGGGGUGUCUGGUUAGGGGUAUCUGGUUGAGGGUGUCUGGUUGGGGGUAUCUGGAUGAGGGUGUCUGGUUUGGGGUGUCUGGUCGGGGGUGGUUGGUUGGGGGUAUCUGGUUUGGGGUGUCUGGUUGGGGUAUCUGGUUGAGGGUGUCUGGUUGGGGGUAUCUGGUUGAGGGUGUCUGGUCGGUGGUGUCUGGUUGGGGGUGUCUGGUUAGGGGUAUCUGGUUGAGGGUGUCUGGUUGGGGGUAUCUGGAUGAGGGUGUCUGGUUGGUGGUGUCUGGUUGGGGGUGUCUGGUUAGGGGUAUCUGGUUGAGGGUGUCUAGUUGGGGGUAUCUGGAUGAGGGUGUCUGGUUGGGGUAUCUGGUCGAGGGUGUCUGGUUGGGGGUGUCUGGUUGAGUGUGUCUGGUGGGGGUAUCUGGUCGGGGGUGUCUGGUCGGGGGUGUCUGGUCGGGGGUGUCUGGUCGGGGUAUCGUACUUUCUUUUAUUAUAUUUAAUCAAGGGCAUCGUCGUUUGUGCUAUGUAGUGUUUGUUGACGAGCCAUUUGAAAGCGAACGACUCUUUACGUUUAAAAACGAAUUGCUUUACGUAACAAAUCUUAAAAUGGGUGAGUUGGUAUUUUGCAGACGUAGAGAUGGGGACAGGUUGGGACUAGUCUUAAGCAAGAAAUAACCCCACCCCCCUCAACAAAUUCCCGUUCGAACCAAUUUCCGUCCGAACAAACAUCGGACGAACAAUUUUCCGAUUUGAAAAAAAUGUCUUUUGUGCAAAUGCCCGGACACGAAUUUAACUUAUAACAUGUUUAUUUAAAAACAUCCCACGGUCAUAAGGAACUUCCGGAUCCUCUAACCAUGAGCUGAGUUGUAAACGAGGCUCCUCGAGCCAGAAUCAGCUGAUCAAACAAACGAAUGUGUGCCGUGGAAUCUUGUUUUAGUUGGUUUUUUUUUAAAGUUACGUUUGCAGGGGCAAUUAACCUGCUGUUUAUUUCCUUAUCUUCGCGCCAGAGUAAAUCCGUUGUCACGUGUUUGCAAAGCUGGGGUUCUUAUUUGAAAGAAAUCUCCAGCUCUAAGCCGGCCCCUUUAAGAAGCUAAUCUUUUCGGGGGGCUUGGAUCAAACGCUGUCGCCCGUCCGCUUUCAGGUUACACCUGUCUCAAGGUCUUCGACGUCUGACGAAUUUCGUUGACACAGUUAAAUGUCACAGCGACCGCCAUCUUGUUAUUCUCAACCUACGCUUUCGGAUUCUAAACAUCUGUACAUAAUUUAUAAAUAUUUAUAUAUAUAUUUAUAUCUAGGAUUUGCGUGAGUACCCAUAUCCCCUGCCUGUCCUAUUUCUUCUUGGAGAGCUUUCACCCACGUAGGACAUUCGUUGUUUUUGGGGGGUCCUAGUCCAGUGGUCAUCUAAUCGCGGCUCGCGAGCCGCAUGCGGCACUGGCGACCUGAGUUCGGCUCGGCCAGUCGGCCACAAAUCAGUUUUGACUCGGGAAAAACAUGGUUCUUGAAAAGGUUCUUGAAAAGAAACUUGGCUCAAAAUUGUCAAUCAUUCUGCUGCUGAUUUGUUGGUGCUUUUGACUAAUGAGUUUUCCGACAACUGCCCAUAGUCCAUUCUGCUUUUCCGUGUCGUGCGCUUUCUUUGGACUGGAGCGGUGCGUUUACCCUCUGAGGGUAGUGCUCCAUCAGUGAGUAUGCCUUGCCAGCUUGUAAGGUCCAUUGCAGUUGUCUAUCCCACGAAUCAGGGUGUACACUUCUCUCUGUCUUCCUUCAUCUCUUCGUUAACCUGUAGGUUUGAAGGUUCGCCGUCAUACUUCUCGCUCACUUAAUUCUUAAAUGUCCUAUCAAUAUAAGUAUGUCUUAAUAACGCUCGCAUCACCCUUACACUGUUUUCCGUAGUAUCUUCAUCGGUCUCACUUUCUAUCUCUUUCCCUAUAUGUCUUACAGCCUUUCUCACCGUUUCUCUCUGUCUAAAAUGUUCUCUGUCUCUCUAUUUUUCUCUUUCUCUCUCCCCCCUCUCUCUCGCUCUCUCUCUCCCCUCUCUCCCCCCCUCUCUCUCUCCCCUCUCUCUCGCUCUCUCUCUCUCCCCUCUCUCUCUCUCCCCUCUCUCUCACUCUCUCUUUCUCUCCCUCGCUCUCUCUCUCCUCUCUCUCCCCUCUCUCUCUCUCUCUCCCCUAUGAUAACCUUAACAAUAACGAAUUAUUCCAAUGUUUUGACGUGAUGACCACAAUCAUCCUAAACAGCAUAUUGACCUUUGACCUUUCACAACGUUAUACCGACUCUCGGACACUCUAAAACAGGAAAGUGGUGCACGGUAAAGGUGGGAAAGGGGGGGGGGGGUUUCCUAUGAAACCGUGUGUAACUAUUUCUACAUCUAUUUAUAUUGACCAUCAUUACUGACUGCUUAUAACGCCUGUCAAAUGGUGUCAUGUGACACCGUGCUGCUUGUAACGCCUGUCAACUGGUGUCAUUGGACACNGUCAAAUGGUGUCAUGUGACACCGUGCUGCUUAUAACGCCUGUCAAAUGGUGUCAUGUGACACCGUGCUGCUUAUAACGCCUGUCAAAUGGUGUCAUGUGACACCGUGCUGCUUAUAACGCCUGUCAAAUGUUGUCAUGUGACACCGUACUGCUUAUAACGCCUGUCAAAUGGUGUCAUGUGACACCGUGCUGCUUAUAACGCCUGUCAAAUGUUGUCAUGUGACACCGUACUGCUUAUAACGCCUGUCAAAUGAUGUCAUGUGACACCGUGCUGCUUAUAACGCCUGUCAAAUGUUGUCAUGUGACACCGUACUGCUUAUAACGCCUGUCAAAUGGUGUCAUGUGACACCGUGCUGCUUAUAACGCCUGUCAAAUGGUGUCAUGUGACACCGUGCUGCUUAUAACGCCUGUCAAAUGGUGUCAUGUGACACCGUGUCAAAAAAGUUUCUCGUUAUUUUAAUUUAAAAAAAAAAAAACAGAAUCAGCCACGUCACUUGACAUGUUUUGUUUUUUUUAACCGCAAAUUGAAAAUGAAUAUGCGUGACGUCAUAUGAAUGGAUUCGGCGUCACAUGUACCUGUACUAACAUUGCACCAGUUGUAACAUUGCACCAAUAGCAACAUUGCACCAGUUGUAACAUUGCACAAGUAAUAACAUUGCACCAGUAGUAACAUUGCACCAAUCGUCAAUUUUUUCCUUUUGUAACAUUUCCCCUGGGGUAACAUUUUGCCAAUUAAAUUUGCAGUUCUGCCGAUGUCAUACUAUCUUAAAUAUGCAACAGACAAGGAGGACAACCUCAAAAUAUGGGCGAAUGGCGACAAUCGUAGAAAGUGGGUACAAUGGAAGAGAGUGGGAACAAUGGUAGAAAGUGGGUACAAUGGUAGAAAGUGGGGACAAUGGAAGAGAGUGGGGACAAUGGAAGAGAGUGGGGACAGUGGUAGAAAGUGGGGACAAUGGUAGAAAGUGUAAACCAAAGUUGACAUUAUCUAAACGUAUCAAACACUUUAGAGUUACCCUUACAGUCAUAAAAAUAACAGUUUGCACAAAGUCACGUCUUAUCAAAGAACAAUAAAUUCAGGAUUACAUGACGGGGUAAUGGCCCUUGGUAUGGUAAUGGCUCUUGGUAACCUUAUGGCGUCCUCUGGGGGUGUGAAUAAGCUCACGGAACAGUCUGGUGUUGCAGUGGCGUAGAGGGGGGAAGUUGUUGGUUUGGAUGGGGGUCGAGGUGAAAGCUGUAAGUCUAUCCUCCCAACCCUUUUAUACACAUUUUACUCCCCUUCCCCCUACCCAACCAUGCAAUGUCUAUCCCUCACUCCAACUAAAUCUUUUCUGCAAUGCCUCACGCCCCUCCAAAGCUACGCCUCUGGAUUCAUAUCUUGCCCACCACCCUUGAUACACCUGUGCUCCCGGUGCUUUGUCUGAAAUUGGCCUAGUAACAAAUUCAUAUAUAAUCCUGACGCCGUCCCGUUGAAUAGAAAGUAGUUCUUAAUUUUAACUUCUUAAAUCGGCGGUUCUAAACAUUUUUCCACCACUCGGGCACUGACAUUUCAACAAACAACUAAUCAGAGUAAAUUAGCAUUGGAUUUUCCCCUAUGUUAUAUUACAUUACUUAUAAAAUGGUAGUCGUGCCUCAGCUAGUUCUAUGCAUCACUGACCAGCUUGACGUCGUCAUGAAGUGCUUAGUUGGGUCAUUAGGUUUAACUAAAUGAGCCGCUCCACCACCGCCACCCCACAGACAUAUUUAUUAUAACAACCCAGUCAAUCACGUGAAAGCAACUGGCCAAGUUUAUGGGCUACAUUGAGAUACAUGCGGCUAUGGGAAGCAAUACGAAGCCCUGUGUUGAUAAUGUUGUUGGUGGGGGGUCGUUAGGGGGGGGGGUCGCGUGUCUAUUUUUAGAUGAAUUGUUUGUGAUUAGUUGUUCACAUUGUCAUUUCACCAGUGCAACAUUUCCUGAAGUCUCUGUUUUCCAAGACCAGGUUUCCAUACCGCAGUUUCCCCCGGACGUGUGUAUGGGUAGACCUUGACACAUUCUUAUUGUAAUCGGGCCCCCCAGUACAAGCUGCGAAACUCUGGAGGUGGACAUUGUUUGGCAGUUCCGGUCAGUGUCCACAAAACGGGGUUGCCAGGGACGCACCUGCAUACAAUCAUGUUCCUCGGCACUAAUUGCCAGUGCAAACAAACCAUACACCGGUGUCCGCAAAGCUAAUGUCCAGCGUAAACCACGAGGGUCUCAUCAAUUGAGCAGGCAAAUCUAAACCUGACCCAAUGAAAACACGGUGUUUUUGUAUGGACAGUGGUCAUUCUUGUGAUGGAUUACAAUCAAAUGUAUUCGAUUCUCAAAUGUUUGAAUAGCUUGUCUGUAGGCCGGCAGGUAGCGUGGGGAACUGUCUGUAGGCCGGCGGGUAGCGUGGGGAACUGUCUGUAGGCCGGCGGCUAGCGUGGGGAACUGUCUGUAGGUCUAUUGUUUAUAGAAAAUGAGAAGUUAACUCUUUUUUUUUUUUUUUUUUUUUUUGUAACACUUUGAUCCACAGGGUAUUUUCUCAAAAUACCCAGACCCAGUGUCAAAAAAAAAAACUGCAUCCGGUUAGUAUAAAUAAGUUUGCUAAUGGGGCUUUAGUCACGGGUAGGUUAAGCAUUAAUCACAACUCGCCUAAUGUGCCUGACUUUCAGAGCCUGCUAAACAACAACGCUUUAGUGCGAGCCUCUCGUUAUUGCAGGCACCAAAUCCAAGUUUCAAUCACGUGACGCAUGAACAAUGUCGUGUCUUGACAUCUCGUGAAGGGACGAUCUCCAGGUCGAUCUCCAGGUGAACAGUUUGACAGGAGUCCAUCCAUGCCGGGCCGGCUAGGAAACAGUGGGCAUGCCAGCCCCGGUCCACAAGUGCUGUCCGCUCAAGGUCAGACGUAAAGGAUAUUUUAUUUUUAAAAUAAUGGCGUUUAAGUAGGCUUGACAUUUUUUUAAUUUUUUUUUUUUUGCCAAAGUUGCCACCACAAAGUUAAAUUUGGGAGUUAUAUUAAAACGUUUUCUAUAAUUUAACAGGAACUGUAAAAUCACCUAGUUACCUUUACCCAUGAAGUUGAGAGUUUUGAGAUCCCAAAGACAAUGACGGGUAGUGGGGUCCCAAGUUCUCACCCUCGUGAAAAUUUGAUGGGUCACUUAGGGUAAAGUUCACCUGAAAGAUGAUAGUGACAUUUGUUGUAAGGUGACAAGUUUGUCAUUUAAGUACAGAUGUCUAUACCAUCAAUGAAAUAUGCUGACUCGGGUCUUAAAUAAGCCGACAACUUCACCGAAAUGUAUGUCUCGUGUUGUUUUAAUUCGGAAUGAAAUGUUCCAACAUACCUGCGCUACUACCAGAAAUGAACUGUUCCCAAAUACCUGUGCUCCUAACACAAAUAAAAUGUUAAUAAAUACCUGUGCUCUUAAUAGAAAUAAAAUGUUCCUAAAUACCUGCGCUCCUAACACAAAUAUAAUGUUCCUAAAUACAUGUGCUCCUACAACAAAACAAAAUGUUUCUAAAUACCUGUGCUCCUAAUAGAAAUAAAAAUGUUCCUAAAUACCUGUGCUCACACCAGAAAGGAAAUGUUCCUAAAUACCUGUGCUCCUAACACAAAUAAAAUGUUCCUAAAUACCUGUGCUCACACCAGAAAGGAAAUGUUCCUAAAUACAUGUGCUCCUAACACAAAUAAAAUGUUCCUAAAUACAUGUGCUCCUAAUAGAAAUAAAAUGUUCCUAAAUACCUGUGCUCCUAACUGAAAUAAAAAUGUUCCUAAAUACCUGUGCUCCUAAUAGAAAUAAAAUGUUCCUAAAUACCUGUGCUCACACCAGAAAGGAAAUGUUUCAAAAUACCUGUGCUCCUAACACAAAUAAAAUGUUCCUAAAUACCUGUGCUCCUAAUAGAAAUAAAAAUGGUCCUAAAUACCUGUGCUCCUAACAGAAAUAAAAUGUUCCUAAAUACCUGUGCUCACACCAAAAAGGAAAUGUUCCUAAAUACCUGUGCUCCUAACACAAAUAAAAUGUUCCUAAAUACAUGUGCUCCUAAUAGAAAUAAAAUGUUCCUAAAUACCUGUGCUCCUAACAGAAAUAAAAUGUUCCUAAAUACCUGUGCUCCUAACAGAAAUAAAAUGCUCCUAAAUACCUCUGCUCCUAACAGAAAUAAAAUGUUCCUCAAUACCUGUGCUCCUGACAGAAAUAAAAUGUUCCUAAACACCAGUGCUUACACCAAAAAUAAAAUGUUCAUAAAUACCUGCGUUUCUACCAAAAAUAAAAUUUUCCUAAAUACCUGUGCUCCUAACAGACAUAAAAUGUUCCCACAUAUCUGUACUCACACCAGACAUAAAAUGUUCCCACAUAUCUGUACUCACACCAGACAUAAAAUGUUCCCACAUACCUGUACUCACACCAGACAUAAAAUGUUCCUAAAUACCUGUACUCACACCAGACAUAAAAUGUUCCCACAUAUCUGUACUCACACCAGACAUAAAAUGUUCCCACAUAUCUGUACUCACACCAGACAUAAAAUGUUCCCACAUACCUGUACUCACACCAGACAUAAAAUGUUCCCACAUACCUGUACUCACACCAGACAUAAAAUGUUCCUAAAUACCUGUACUCACACCAGACAUAAAAUGUUCCUAAAUACCUGUACUCACACCAGACCGACCUGUGCCGGCGGCUAGACGAAACACUCAUCUUGUCCACAAGUCCAUUACUGACCAACUGGCCUCUGGCGCCGUUGACAUCGAUGAUAUUUACCAGCGUGGACAGUUCAACUCAUUUAACCAGGUGAGCUAAUCCACUGGAUUAUAUUUCAUUGCAUAAUUAUAGAUCUUUUUUUUUUAAUUUGAUUAAAAGCUAUUAAUACAUGUAAUAAUGAAAAAAUGGGGAUUUCUACACUAAUUAAUAGGUUGUCUAUGGUAAUACCCUUAAGUAUAAUAUGGAAUGAGAUCUUGGUGUUUCCCUUAUUAAAUAUUCUAUACUUUACUUCACAAUUAUUCAAUAAACAAUCCUGUAAAACUGAAGUAUUUACAGGUUAGCAGCGUAUAUAUGCAAACUGUUUAUAAUAAGGGAUGUGUUACGAAAAUAAGUUAGCGUUUUAUGGAAUUUUUUGUUCUAAGAUUUGCGUUAAACGUUUAACAUGAUGUACAUAAAUCAAGUGUCUUAAAUGUCUGCAGUCCCCGAACAACCCAGGGAGCAAAAUCCCCGCACAAGGUUACCCACAGGAAGUUCGACGUGGCAAUGACGUCAUGUCGUCGGCCACGUACCGCGCCCAGCCACAGCCCCAGAAGCCGGUGUCCACCGUCCGACCCCAGAGCGCCAUGGCCAUCAGGUCACCCAACGUGCACAAGAGCGGCACAGUGGACCGUCCACCGUCGUCGCUGGGCGUGGCCUGGGGGACGUCUGCAGGAAUAUUUGAUGGCGGCAGUGGAAGACAGCCAAAUGUGGUGAGGCAUGUCAUGUGAUAUGUUGGCAGCGUCCUUUCGGAAGAAACGUAACGCCACCCCUCUCCCCUGGACUUUGGUCAAUUUUUGGCAUUCUUUACUACUUAUGCUUAAAAACUCAGAUGCUGAAAAUUGGCAAAAUGGUGUGAUUGUCAUGUGGUCACAAAUUGGUUGAUAUAAAAAAAAAAAAAAUUGGAUAAGGGUGCAUUCCCCAGCUAAUCCCACUUUUUUUUUUUUUUUUUUUUUUUUGAAAAAAACAAUUAUUUUUUUUUUAUUUUUUUUUUUUUUUUUUUUUUUGGAAAAGACCAAUUAUUUUAUUUUAAUUUCUCAUUUUUGUAAUCUUGAGAAAUACAAAACCCUGUAGGAGAGGGCCACCUCCAAACAGAUGUUGGAAGCAAUUGUUUUCUCUCCCCUCUUUUGUAGACAUCCCUGACUUCUGUCCCGGGUUUAUUUUUUCAUGUGUGUGUGUUUGUAUGUCUCAUGUGUGUGUAAGUGGUUUGAAGGUAGGUAAAGAAAAGACGUGGUGAGGUUCUGAAGGUUUCCAAUGCUUGUUAACUACAUCUCGUGCAAAGUUCACAGUUCAAGUUCAGAAACCUCAACCCCAGCGAGGUAGCAGUGUGCCGACGAGAUUAUAUGUUGUUUUGUCCUAAAAGCAAAUGUUUCGGGAAUUGAAUUUAUUUGCGGUUUUAAAUGUAUGUUCAUUAAAUUUAUGCGUUUAAGUUCUUUAGCCCUCGUAUAUAAAAUUAUGAACUUAAAAUACGUGACAGCAUAAAAAAAAUUUGAUCGCUGAUCGCUUCUCACAGACGAAUGGUGAUAGGAUGAGCUCAGUGAACACACAGGGGACACAGGACACACGGCCUACAACUGGAUACGGUGGAAGUCAGCAACCGUCGAAUCGUGUUCCCAAUGGCCAUUUGGUACGUACACUAAAUAUUGGACUUCGAUAUUAAUUAACUAUUAAAAGUGGCCAUUUAAUCAUGGUGUCACGGUGGGUGAGAAAUGGCGUAUCUUUAACAUAAUGUUAAAAAGUAAAAAUUACGAAUUUAGGGACAUCUGUAGUUUUCUUCACUAUUAUCAAACCAGAAUUGCUUUUUUUUUCUUCAAAAUCUCCUCCCUCUAAACAAUUAUACAGAUCUUAAUUAUUGAACAAAAAUUCAGGCUUCUAUUUGGAUGAAUAGGUAUACAAAGAUAUAUGCACAUGAUCGAAUUGAUGUCAUAGCUUCGUUUUAUAAAGUCUGAACGUCACGUUAUCAGGGAUAGAUCAAAUCAUUUGAAAUCUUAAGAUUGAGGUCGACAGGCAGUUUGCCCCAUUAGGAAGCAGCGAUAAGGGGGGGGGGGGGGGGGGGGUAGAGGCUAGCCCAUCUCCUCUUUGUCCUAUUCUAAAUUAACCAGCCAGCCGUAGACGUUUCGCCAAUUAGAACAUUGCACGUGGACCACCAUAAUCAUAAAACUCUCCAACUACAACUGUUCAGUUAAUAGAGUUACCAUUCAUGUUUUGUUCAAUGGAUCGCCUAGAGGAUGAAAUCGCUGAUAGUUCAACAUUCAAUUUUGCAAAUAGGAAAUAAAAUUAUAAUUAAAAUCUUAUCAACGUUUUGACGGCUGGGGUUUUCGACAUUUUAUUUUCAGACGUCCGACGAUCACAAUGACCUGAUGUUUCCUAUACACCAAAAGAGCCGCAGUUUUGGUGAUGGGGUCACUGUGGGCACGGCGGCGGCACAUAACGGAUAUGACCACGUGGACAAAGCUUAUCACAAGCCCGCCACGCGGUAUGCGGGUGUCAGCCAUCUUGACUACGACGUAAGAAAAUUUCGGCAACAUUCCCAUUAUAUGUUGUUUUUUUUAUAUAUAUUGAAAAAUCAUCUGAUUUCUGGCGAUUUUUAUUUUUUUUUAUAUAAUUUCUUCGUGCUCAUAUCUUUACAAAAAUGUCGCAUGAAUAUUGGAGGCCCCAUGCCGUUUGAGCUUCGGGUCCCCUUCUUUCAAUGUUGAUAUUUACUUUGUGUUCGUUUGUAGUUCUUGAGAAAACCAAUAAAACAUAAAAAGUAAAACACUUUAAAUUAGUUAACGGUACACCUCAAAGAGGAACUCGGCAUUCUUUGCGGUUCACGAAAGCCUCGAUCAGUCUAGCGCAGUGAUCGGUAAAUCACGGCUCGCGAGCCGCAUGCGGCUCUUUAAUGACCUGAGUGCGGCUCGGCCAGUCGACCAUAAAUCGGUUUUGACUCCGGAAAAUAUGGUUCUGGACAGGUUCUUGAAAAGAAAUGUGCUUCUCAAAAAACAAAAAAUAAUCGUCCUGCUGCUGAUUUUCUGGCUCUUUUGACUCAUGAGUUUGCCGACCACUGGUCUAAUGAGUUUUCCGACCACUGGUCUAAUGAGUUUGCCGACCACUGGUCUAAUGAGUUUUCCGACCACUGGUCUAAUGAGUUUGCUGACCACUGGCCUAAUGAGUUUGCCGACCACUGGUCUAAUGAGUUUGCCGACCACUGGUCUAAUGAGUUUGCCGACCACUGGCCUAAUGAGUUUUCCGACCACUGGUCUAAUGAGUUUUCCGACCACUGGUCUAAUGAGUUUUCCGACCACUGGUCUAAUGAGUUUUCCGACCACUGGACUAAUGAGUUUUCCGACCACUGGUCUAAUGAGUUUUCCGACCACUGGACUAAUGAGUUUUCCGACCACUGGACUAAUGAGUUUUCCGACCACUGGUCUAAUGAGUUUUCCGACCACUGGACUAAUGAGUUUUCCGACCACUGGACUAAUGAGUUUUCCGACCACUGGUCUUAUGAGUUUGCUGACCACUGGCCUAAUGAGUUUGCCGACCACUGGUCUAAUGAGUUUUCCGACCACUGGUCUAAUGAGUUUUCCGACCACUGGUCUAAUGAGUUUUCCGACCACUGGACUAAUGAGUUUUCCGACCACUGGACUAAUGAGUUUGCCGACCACUGGUCUAAUGAGUUUGCCGACCACUGGUCUAAUGAGUUUGCCGACCACUGGUCUUAUGAGUUUGCUGACCACUGGUCUAAUGAGUUUUCCGACCACUGGUCUAAUGAGUUUUCCGACCACUGGUCUAAUGAGUUUUCCGACCACUGGUCUAAUGAGUUUUCCGACCACUGGACUAAUGAGUUUUCCGACCACUGGACUAAUGAGUUUUCCGACCACUGGACUAAUGAGUUUUCCGACCACUGGACUAAUGAGUUUUCCGACCACUGGACUAAUGAGUUUUCCGACCACUGGUCUUAUGAGUUUUCCGACCACUGGACUAAUGAGUUUUCCGACCACUGGUCUAAUGAGUUUUCCGACCACUGGACUAAUGAGUUUUCCGACCACUGGUCUAAUGAGUUUGCUGACCACUGGCCUAAUGAGUUUGCCGACCACUGGUCUAAUGAGUUUGCCGACCACUGGUCUUAUGAGUUUGCCGACCACUGGCCUAAUGAGUUUGCCGACCACUGGACUAAUGAGUUUUCCGACCACUGGUCUAAUGAGUUUGCCGACCACUGGCCUAAUGAGUUUGCCGACCACUGGCCUAAUGAGUUUGCCGACCACUGGACUAAUGAGUUUGCCGACCACUGGUCUUAUGAGUUUGCCGACCACUGGCCUAAUGAGUUUUCCGACCACUGGACUAAUGAGUUUUCCGACCACUGGCCUAAUGAGUUUGCCGACCACUGGCCUAAUGAGUUUGCCGACCACUGGUCUAAUGUAACUAAGCACACAUAAAAGCAGCAUGAUUGUCAUGAUGCGAUCUAAAAGGUCGCGGUAGUGAGCCCUGCCUUCCACUAAAGCUUUUUUUUCUGCUUGUCACGAUCUGAGAAAGUUUUAAGACGUAAUUCUAGCUCUUUCCAGUCCAUCGUUGGCUGACUGUAGUUUCUUGACUUCGUGUGCCUCUUCGGGGUCUUUAUGUAUCAGCAACGACUGAAGUCUUUUGACGCUAGUCUCAUUAUUGCCCUACCAACCACCAGCAACCUUGUACGUCAUCCUGCUGUUCAGAACACACAAGUAAAAUUCGAACCACCAUUUUCCCAUUGGACACCGUCUUAUCAAAGAAGUCAGGAUUGAAUCUGCGGUUUCUUUUGAUUUUUUUUACAUUUGCAGUCCUUAAUUUGGACAGCUCUAAGUGUCACAGUGUUAAUAAUUGAACAGUCGGACAUACUUUUCAUGUGCAAACAAUUUUUUUUCCACAUCGCAAAUUGAGGACUUAAUAAUAGCCAAGGAACUAGGCAGCCGUGAGAGUUGCAGGGCCGAAGUAAAGGUUCUUUAUCUUUAGUCUUCUGAACUCUUCCGGAAUUUCGAUCUCUCUUACCAUAAAUAAAAUCAUUUCAUUCAUAGUUCACCCUGUUUUAGUCAGCUUGUAAUACACUUAUAGUACGCUUGUAACUGCAAACAUCUCUUUAUGGUCACUGUUAUUCAAAUAUUUUGAUUAAAGUGAUCAUAUUGAAGUGGUCGUUGAGCCGGUCCAUGAGUAAUUAACUGUGGCCUGGCCCAACCGGGACUGCAUCUUUGAAAAAAAAAGGACCAAAUGAAGAAAGUGAUGCUAAAAUGGUAAUAAAAACUAUAACUUCACUAUAAACAUAAGAUACACAGUCUACAUCUCCUAUCAUUUGGACUUCCUCUACAGUCUACAUCUCCUAUCAUUUGGACUACCUCUACAGUCCAACUCUCCUAUCAUUUGGACUUCCUCUACAGUCCAACUCUCCUAUCAUUUGGACUACCUCUACAGUCCAACUCUCCUAUCAUUUGGACUACCUCUACAGUCCAACUCUCCUAUCAUUUGGACUACCUCUACAGUCUACAUCUCCUAUCAUUUGGACUACCUCUACAGUCCAACUCUCCUAUCAUUUGGACUACCUCUACAGUCCAACUCUCCUAUCAUUUGGACUUCCUCUACAGUCCAACUCUCCUAUCAUUUGGACUACCUCUACAGUCCAACUCUCCUAUCAUUUGGACUUCCUCUACAGUCCAACUCUCCUAUCAUUUGGACUACCUCUACAGUCUACAUCUCCUAUCAUUUGGACUACCUCUACAGUCCAACUCUCCUAUCAUUUGGACUACCUCUACAGUCCAACUCUCCUAUCAUUUGGACUUCCUCUACUAUGUCCAGCUCUCAUAAUUUUAAAAUAAUUAUUUACUCUUCUGUAAAAAUCAGUAGUGCGUUACACACUUUUUUUUCUUUGUAACUUGUUUCUUCUGUAGUUAAAGAGUUUAUUUAUGAAAGAUUGCCACCGAUAAAUCGAUCAUUGCCCGCACGCUUGGCGUGGCUUGUGCCGGCGUUGUGUAUUGUUGGACGUCCAUUGUACGACACCCAACGAUCGAUCAGACACGACAUUCGUUUUAUGAAGAUAUGGGUUUCUAGCGGACUUGUGUACUGCUGGAAAGAGAAUAGCCAGCUUUUGAUUUAUUGUGUAAAUAAUAACAUAAGGUUUAAAGGUUUUCGCAUGGAAUGGUCAAGAAUAUUUAUAAAUAACCUUUAAAAAAAAAGUAACGUCCGCCCUUACUGCCCGUUAGAAUUUUAGUAUUUUAAAAUUGCAAAAGAUAAUUUAAUCUAAUUUAUUAUUUCCGUCCCCGUCCCCCCCCCCUUUUAAAUCUAGUCAAAUCUCACCAAUGGACACAGAGAUCUCUUGAGGCAAGACGGACAGCCAAUGGGAAGGCUGCAGCCGCAACCAAUGAAAUCACCGACAGCUUACAAUCACAUACUUAAAACUCCUCAAGGGCGAGAAAAUUUGGCUUUUGUACAUGAUGACAAUAAUAUGGGCACUUUAGCGACUAGGUUUGUAACAAUUUAACUGGGACUUUCAAUAUAUCAUUCCUCACAUACAGAUGGCCACUGGAUCUGAAUGUUGUUGAUGAAAAAGAUAUAACUGAAAAGAGACAGUUCAUGAGUAACAUACACCAUAUUUGAAUGCUACUUUUUCAGAUUUUAUCACAGAAAAAAAUCUUGAAAGCCCUUUCCCUCUGUAUCUGUAUAAUUAUAAUUUUUUAAAUAUUAUAGCUAAACAUGAAAUAAGUGAUAAUGAUCACAUAUAUUAACAUUAAUAAAUUCAAUCGUGUGACUUUAGUGUCUCCUACUUUCACUCUUUGCUAAAGAAUGCGGUUAUAUGUCCCUCUCCUACUUCUCCUACUUUCACUCUUUGCUAAAGAAUGCGGUUAUAUGUCCCUCUCCUACUUUCACUCUUUGCUAAAGAAUGCGGUUAUAUGUCCCUCUCCUACUUUCACUCUUUGCUAAAGAAUGCGGUUAUAUGUCCCUCUCCUACUUUCACUCUUUGCUAAAGAAUGCGGUUAUAUGUCCCUCUCCUACUUUCACUCUUUGCUAAAGAAUGCGGUUAUAUGUCCCUCUCCUACUUUCACUCUUUGCUAAAGAAUGCGGUUAUAUGUCCCUCUCCUACUUUCACUCUUUGCUAAAGAAUGCGGUUAUAUGUCCCUCUCCUACUUUCACUCUUUGCUAAAGAAUGCGGUUAUAUGUCCCUCUCCUACUUUCACUCUUUGCUAAAGAAUGCGGUUAUAUGUCCCACUAUUCCCUUACCACAGUACAAACACAACCAACAACGAACUUCGCAGCGCCUGGCAGAGACUCUACGGCAGCCGACCUGAACCAGUUUCACUGAGCCGUGAACCAUCUGUAGACGACACGCACUCUAGGAACACACCCACUGUUGACAGCAAUGCCAGGUUCCAAACUGGUCAGGUAAUACCUGCUCCAUACGGUUGCCUUAUGUAAAAUGUCAUGGACAGCCAAACUUUGGGAAAUAACUCAGCAUUUUCCCCUCCUACAUGGCGAAAUCCAAACAGUCAAGUUUCUGAACUGUUUUCUCUUUUCUUGAUGUUUCUUGUUUUGUCUUGUCUGCCGAAGAAGGCUCUUAGCCGAAACGUUCUCCUUUUUAAUUGUCCUGUCUUUUCAUUGCAAGCUUCAACAGAACUUGUUCCACGAUUGCCUUUACACAUCUUGAGCGCUGUCCUUUAUGUAUUAUUCAGUAUCACGGGACGUGUUUAGACUCUUAUUCUUUCAACAUUGUCAGGUUAAGCUAACAUUGACCAUUUAAAAUUUUGUGCAAGCCUAACAUUUUAAUAUAUUACUUGCAUUUAACGAGUUUCGUUUUUUUUUCCAACCAACUGGAACUCAUUAUACCAUUAAAAUAAAAAUAUUAUAAGAUAAGUCUUAAUUUCAGUAACACACAUCAAUUUUUUUUUUUAGCAACAGAUACUUUAUUCCAUUAAAAAUCAUUAUGGUAUUCUCCACCACACAGAAUAAUCAGGCGUCACCAGCAUACAGUCGAGCGAAUCCUAAUACACAGCCUCCGACUAGACGCAACAGUAACGUUAUCAGUACACCAAUAAGCAACAGAAGACCGAGCAGUGGGUCCAUUGGUGCCCAACAGCCCACCUCCUCGUCCCAAGAUGGCGGUAAAACAGACUUCCGUUACGGCAGCACGUUGUCCCUGAGUCAACAACAGAUCCUUCCGGGGCGAGUCAGUCCGACGGGUCAAAGCUCAAGCAAUCCUGACCCAGUUUCCGGCGUCAGCAGUUCGAACCAGCUCAGCUCCUACUCGACAACAAACAGAAAUCUGAGUACCUUCAAACCCGAAAAGGAAAAACCUGGCCAACAAUUCGUGGAUCCCGCCAUCGGCCCCGCGGCCAAAUACCCUGACACGCCGAUCCAGUCGUCCAGAAAACUUUCCCCAUCAAAUUUGCACGGCCAGAAUUUAGCCAAGCCAACAUCUAGGCCAAGCUCGGCAUCGCCACUUUUUCACGGACAAAGACUGCGAAGCAACUCGUCGAACUCGGUGGAUACCAUCGAGUUCAACGUCGGCUACAACUUGCCUCACGGCAUCUCUCGAGGACAUAACAAGGGCUCCGCUUUUCUCGAAAGCGAGGACGACCUGGGGGACGAAUAUUCCCUUCAGCCUUUGGACAGCAUUUUCGAUUUCCCGGAUGCAGACAGUGAGAAUGGUUCAGCGACGCCUCGUUUGCCCGAUCUGUCCCCCAAUGUCACGCCAAGGGGGUCUGGCAGAUCCACGCCUGCUAACGUCUCGAACUCGCGUUUUAAGCACGCCUCCCCUGUCACUUCUGGAGGUCAAAGGUCACCACCAAAAACCCCGGAUCUGUUAAGGGCCGGUCAGAGUCUUCGGUCGGCACCGGUUGCCAGAGUGCCGGACAGUAAAGGACGGACACAAUCCAACAGCCAAGUAAAAGAUGACAAAAGAUUUUUAAACAGUCGUAACCUUGACCUUGGAGGGCCUCCUGGCGGAAGACAUUUGCUUACAGAAUACAGUAAAACAUUAUUUUAUUACCAUUUUGUUUUAGUGUAAGAGUAAUUUUCUUAAAGGUUAGUUUUGUUGUUAGGGUUGGGGUAAGGUAAGUUUAGACCCUAACCCUGAGACAUUGAUAGAAAGAGCCAUAACGAUAACGUAUCUUGAUUAAUUUGCAACCGAAAUAAAAAUGUUGUUUCUUUUUUCACAUUAAAAAUGAAGCAUUACCAACUAAUAUAACAUAUAUAAACGAGUCCGACUUUCUUUGAAUAAUUAUAACUACCUCUUUGUGAUGUCAGCACGCAGCAGAAGUCUGGAAGACGUCCGAGAGUCAGGGAAUGAGAGUACCAUUUCAUUUGACAUUGAGAACACGAUGCUGACCGUGGAACCGUCUGACCAGUCAGAGAUGGGAACACUCAGGUCAUUCAAGAGUACAUCGGUCAGAGCACAAUUAAACAGGUAGUGAAUAUAGAGGAGACGCCACUCUUUGAACAUGAUUGAGUAGUGGAUUUGUGAUUUUACUGUCGUACUAUUAUUUGUAGGCGUGUUCCUACUUACGUUACACCUAUACGUCUUACGGUCUAUUUAGAUGUUAUAGCUUGUGUGUUGACCUUUUUUGUGCUUCAACGUAGCGAUGUAGCGUCCACUCUUAACUCUUAACUCACCCACUUUUUUUUUAUUUUGCCAUUGACGUCGACGAUUAAAAGUUUCGCGUUCCACCAUUACCCACUUUUCACUUUUAAUGAGUGUGCUCCUUUAUGCUAGUAAAUUUGUAACCUAUAUUUUUCAAAAUUGACCUAUGUCAAAAUGGACUUUGUUGUAAAACAAAUCUCAUCGGUAAAGCCAUUAGACAUAUAUUCUGGAAAAGAUUUAUUUUCUUUUACGAAAGAUUUAGAAAUAAAUUAGUUCAUUCUGCGUUAAAAAAUACAUUUAAAGAUAAGAUCAUCGUCCAUUUAGUGGAAGAAGAUCUGUUACCUGACAAUGAUCUGGUCUCAGUCAAUGAAUAAAAAGGAAGCGAAAAUUGGGCCAAAACACAGGCUAGAAUACUAGAUAUGCUCCUAAGUAUGUUUUAGCUAUAGUUGAAACAUGGAUAUGUGCCUUUUUGUUAUUUUAGCUUUGUUUUUUUUCCUUAAUUUUAGGUGUUUCUUACUAUAUGUGUAGCUAUAUGCCGUGCUAUAACUUUAGCUGUACAUCUUAUUUCUCAUCAGACUAGAAGGCAUGUAUUCUCGUGUAUUACAAACUCUAGAGGAGACGGCCAAUGAGUCUAAGACCAGGAGGAGGUGGAGCAUCGGCAGUUCGGAUACCAGCUCCCUCAGGCAGCCACAACGUCACAGCAGGCACGGUCGCUCGUCUGCUCACAAGCUUGGGGGUCGGGACGUUAAGUAAGUCGUUCAUACCUUGGUUUUGUUAUCAAAACGAUUUAAAUUCACCUGUGUCGAGAAGGUUUCUUGAAGUAUAAUAGGUGUUUUUCUUUUCUCCGCCCAUUUCUAAAUGGUAUGGCUGUCUACCACCACACGUAAAGAAUAUGUACGAUGCCUGCAUGGUCUUAAAAUUAAACUUUAGUCAUUAUUCUAACAAACUAAUAUAAAAUGCAAUCACUUUUUAUGUUAACGGUAUUUCAAUACAAUUGUAUAGAUGGAAAUUUUUGUGUUUUUUCAAGGAUAAACAAAGUCCUGGCCAAGCAAUGUUUUCGUGGCCCCAAGUGUAUUUUUUAAAUGUCAAAUUACGGAUACUUAUAUUUUUUCAAUGAAAUCACUAUAAAUCUUAAGUUGAAAAGUAUAGAUUUUCAGACCUCUAUUGUUAAAGAAUUAUCAACAAGAAAUAACCUGCCAAAGAAUGGCGACUGCAAUGAGUGAACUUCCUUUCUACUGAAGUUACUUGACAAAGCAUGCACUGAGCUAUCACAUUUUAUAAAAAUACCAAUCACUGCUAACUUCUGGGAAUUUUAUUUUUGUGUCAUUUUAAUACAGCGUUGCAGCCAAACAUACAAAAAAAAAAACUAGAGAAUUAUUUUUUGUAUUUUUUUAAGUGUUGUUUUACAAUAUAGUCUGAUUUUUUUGCAGAUGUAUGUUCCUUUUCAAAUUUAGAUCAUAUUGAAUAUGAGGCCCUAUGAAAGAGUCUUUACUUUUUACUUAAAUGCCGAAAAACGAGAUAUUUUAAUUAGAUCUGGAUGGCUAAGGAUACAUCAGCCCAUUGGGGUGGUGGGGGGGGGGCUACUACAUGCUUGCCUACCCUUCCACAAUAAAACCUCUGCAUUUGGCCGAAAAAUCCACCCCUCCAUGUAUAGAAAAGGUGACGAAUGGGGCGUACCAUUCCUUCGACCCCCCCCCCCUCUUUUUUUUCAUAUGCCUCUGCUGUUUUAAACAAAACUAUGGCCUUCGCAAGAAAAUAUAAACGUAACAAAGGAGAUAAACAAGCAAAGAGAUAUUAUAUUUAUGUUAACCCUCUGCAGCUUUUAAAAAUCAUUUUCCUCUCUAUUGACAGGGCCAUCAAUAAGCGGUUUCAGAGACUUGAAUCACACGUCAUAACAUUAGCAAGAAGUGUUGCGCACCUUUCAUCGGAAAUUCGCACCCAGAGCACAAUGACGCGAGAGAUUGAGAACGUGAAACGGGAGAUCAACGAGCUGAAACAGGACAAACACGCAGCCGCGCCAUCUUCGGGACACGCUACCGUGGGGAGCAGCCCACAUUUAAACGACAGUGAAAAAUAUCGCUACUGGUCUCCCUUCUUCGCUAACCCAAGGCGUGUUGGUAAAUUGACAAGGUGGGUUCAGUUUGUUCAAAUGUAAUCCAAUGUCAGUCAAGGCCUCUUUCAUGCCACGGAUAAGUUAAAUCGCAUGCACACAAAGCGCCUCUCUCUUGUUGCCAUCAUGUCAUGUAUGUGUUAGGACUGGAUUGACUUUGGUUGGGAGGGGGGGCAGCCUUUACUACCCUUUCUCUUUUCAAAGUAGGCCUACUCUCUGUAAUUCUCCGUACAUUUCAAAUUUUCAAAAUUUUCACUCAUGUAUUGUAAUACUUAUUAUUAUAUAUUGUGUAUUUAUUUAUUUAGGCAUUUUUAUAUAGCGCUUACCAUAAAGCUCUUAAGCGCUUUACAAUUAUUAAAAACAUGUAAACUAAGUAAAUAAAAAUGAGACACUAGGAUAGUAACUACUAUACUAUAGAAACAAUGAAAAUGGCUAUAAAACGAGGACACUUUGACACUUGGACACUUCAGGAUCAACCCGAAACAGACAGGGCAAGGAGGGUGCAUCACAGGUCAUAGGCGGACCUAAACAGAUGAGUUUUAAGGGACUUUUUGAAAAUGGACGAGGUUUCACAAUGGCGGAUAUGGAAGGGGAGCUGGUUCCAGAAUGUAUACUACGUGUACAGUAAAGAUAAUCCCAAUUAUAUUCGAUAAUAACGCGUUGAUUUCUUAUUCCGUUUUCAGAUUCUUUGGACAGGAGCCGCCAUUACUGGAACUCUUCCUUAAGAAAUUAGGAUACGAGGUAUAAGGCGUUUUAUUUUAGCCUCCUCUCCAAACGAUGUUUUUCAAAAAAACUAAUAUUUAAUUUUAUGCAAUAGUAUAAAAGAAAGUUUUCCACACAAAAAAAAAAUCUUAAGAUUUUCUUAAACUAAAGAUUUAUUCUUUAGUUGCAGGGUCAUUUUACUUUAAUUUUUUUUUUAAAUAUAAUAUUCUUUUUUAGAAAUUCCUCAAGAACUUUGAAACGCAGCAUAUAGGCAUGAUAGAGCUUCCGUAUAUGACAGAAGACAGGUUGGAGAGUAUUGGAAUCCCCAUGGGACCGAGGCUGAGAAUCUUACAAGAAGCCCAGAUCUGUGUGAGGAAAGGAGACUUUGAUAUCUACUUCGUCUGAUCUGAUAAGACUGCAAGACAUACUUUUCUAGAUGUCAAAUCUGAUACACCAAUCACCGUCUCGUGUCUACAGCAUUUAUAAACUAGGAUCAUUGGGACUCUAAUGCUGACGACCGAAUUAUUGUUAGCUUCGAUGUGUUAUGACUUCUUGGGAUUGUUGUUGACAUAAAUGAAUGUUUAGUUGUUUCAGAGAGUUCCAAUUCAAGAAUGUUACUGCAUGUGGCUGUUUUAUAAGAAGGGUGAUCAAAAUAAAGAGAGAAAUUAAAUACACACAUUUCCUCUACAGUGGGCCCUGAAAGGUUUAAUUUGUAUCAAAUAUAAAAAAAUCAUUUGAAUCUUUGGCAGAAGAGAUGACGUUCGUGGAUGAGUUCUGUCAACUGCCAAUCUCAGGAUUAUGUGUUCUAGAUUGUGUGUAGGUUUCAUUUUCGGAAAGUUUCCAUGAAGUUAUCUGCAUAAACUUGACAAUCAGUUAACAUAGGGUUUGACCUGCGCGGAUUGCUUUGUGUAUGGUUCGAGGCUUGGAGCUCGUCAACGUGAAAAUAUGUAUUUAACUUACAGUAAUCAACAAGUUUGGAUGAUCUGAUCGAUUAGAUUUGAGGAACACUUAUUGACUCACACGCAGUCUUUGAUGAUGAGUGAUUGUGGUGAAAUUUGGAGGCAAGAGACACAUACAGGUUUAAGAUAGCAACAAACUAGGAGAAGAUCGUUUUGGACAGCAACAAACGAGGAGAAGAUCAUUUUGGACUCAGUUAUUAAAAGUCGUUGUCGCAGUUGUAACAUGAAGGAUUUUGUUUGAACCAUUUCGUGGUUUUGAAAUAUGUUUUAAAUUAAUAUUUAAAGCUAUAACUAUAAAAGUUGGUACAAAACAAAAUAAAAUCUUCAGGUAACUGACACUAAGAAAAUCUUCAGGUAACUGACACUAAGAAAAUCUUCA